Molecule: messenger RNA, 1720 nt
Organism: Peromyscus maniculatus bairdii (prairie deer mouse)
Lineage: Eukaryota; Metazoa; Chordata; Mammalia; Rodentia; Cricetidae
Gene: Prdm14
Product: PR/SET domain 14
Biological process (GO): regulation of transcription by RNA polymerase II
Cellular component (GO): nucleus
Molecular function (GO): RNA polymerase II transcription regulatory region sequence-specific DNA binding; protein binding
Source: RefSeq, a predicted model, not a curated record
CUGCGAUGGCCCUACGUCCGCCUCUGGGUGACAGCAAGUCCCAGGACAAGGCGAACAAUCUGCCCCAAAGUAGCUCCCAGCACCUGGCUGCCUACUACACGUCUCUCCCGGGCUACAACCACUACAGGGACCUCGCCGCCACCACCGAGGAGGAUUUUCAGCCUUUCGGGAAGCUGGCGGAGGCAAUUCCUGCGUCCCAGGCGAUGGCCCCGCUCAAUGCGUUUCGGGUGGCUCCUCCCUUGCUGAACCCGGGUCUGGCUGUGCCGAGCGAGCCACUCUACAAUCUGCCCUGGUACAACAAGCUGUCACCAUGGUACCCAAUUCCUCACUUUACUCCCGAGGUACCGCGAUUUCUAGACAGCCCUGAGUACACGCGCAGCACUUCCAGCAGCCAAAAUUUGGUCCCCAUCGGCGGCCAAAGCAACGGAGGCCAGUGGUGGGGAGCUGAAAAUCUACUUCUGCCACCCCCGGUGAUUGCUUCCCUAUUACCUGAUGGUCUGAAGACCUCCCAGUCAAUAUCGGUCCCUCAAGCCCUGAGCCAAGAGGGGAAGCUGCCUCUUCCUAGCUUCAACUUCUCCGAGGAGGAACUGCGCUUCGUUCUGUAUGGGGUCAUUGCAAGUCCCGGGCACCCAACCGGCCUACACCAUGCAAUUUCAGGCAUCCUGCUUCCCACAGACAGCUCUGGGUCUAAUCGUCUUCCUAAAACUCUGGACAAAGCCUCCCUUCAGCUUCCAGAAGGUCUCUGCCUCAUGCAGACAGAGUUUGGGGAUGUCCCACACUUUGGCGUGUUCUGUAGUAACUUCAUUGCCAAAGGAGUGAGAUUUGGACCCUUUCAAGGUAAAGUGGUCAAUGCCAGCGAAGUCAAGACACACAGGGACAACUCCAGGAUGUGGGAGAUCUUUGAAGAUGGCAGCCUGAGCCACUUUAUCGACGGAAAGGGCUCCGGGAACUGGAUGUCCUAUGUCAACUGUGCCCGCUUCCCCAAGGAGCAGAACCUGGUUGCAGUGCAACACCAAGGGCAGAUAUUUUAUGAGAGCUGCAAAGAGAUCCACCAGAACCAGGAGCUGCUGGUGUGGUACGGAAACUGCUACGAGAAGUUUCUGGAAAUUCCCAUGAGCCUCCAGGUCACUGAGCAAGGCAAGCAGGUGUCUGAGCCCUCUGAGGAGUCUACCGAAGGUUACAGAUGUGAACGCUGUGGCAAGGUGUUCACCUACAAAUACUACAGAGAUAAGCACCUCAAGUACACUCCCUGUGUGGACAAGGGGGAUAGGAAGUUUCCAUGUUCCCUCUGCCAGCGAUCCUUCGAGAAGCGUGACCGACUCCGGAUCCACAUUCUUCACGUCCAUGAGAGGCACCGGCCCUACCUGUGUUCAACAUGUGGGAAGAGUUUCUCGCAGUCUUCCAGCCUGAACAAGCACAUGCGCGUGCACUCCGGAGACAGGCCAUACCAGUGCGUGUAUUGUACAAAGAAGUUCACUGCUUCCAGCAUCCUCCGCACACACAUUAGACAGCACUCAGGCGAGAAGCCCUUCAAGUGCCGGCACUGUGGUAAGCCUUUUGCAUCCCACGCUGCCCACGACAGCCAUGUCCGGCGCUCACACAAGGAGGACGACCAUGGCUCCUGCAGCAUUUGUGGGAAAGGCUUCCUGGAUCAAGAAGCUUUCUAUGCCCACAUGAAGCUUCACAAAGACUGCUAGCCCUCCGAGAGCAGAGCCAGGCG